AUGGGUCAACUAGUUUUGGCUAUAAUGGGUUUAAUUGCUUUAAUUGUCCAUUGUUUUGCCAAGGAUUUAUUUAAGGCUGCAUUGUCUUCAUUAAUGGAUAUGUGUUUCUUUAUAUUCUCCGUUGUAAUACUUGUUAUCUCCACCACUGUGUUCUCAUUGAAAACAAUUUCACUGUAUUGCUGGUUACGUCCUAAACUUGCAAAUUUCAAUUACACUCUUGAAGCCUACGCUGAUAUUACUGAAAUUGAUAUGCGAAAACAUAAAGAAUGGGGUCUAGAAGGUUAUACUUUGGAUUUGAUUGAAAGUCAUAAGGAGGAGAUAAUUAUAAAUGUUCUGAUUAAUCCAAUUAUGACGGUUGGUUGA
Meloidogyne enterolobii is the source of this 363-nucleotide messenger RNA. The record is from the annotation of a GenBank genome assembly. Lineage: Eukaryota; Metazoa; Nematoda; Chromadorea; Rhabditida; Meloidogynidae.